Messenger RNA from Centropristis striata (black sea bass), 7049 nucleotides. RefSeq names its product kinesin-like protein KIF13A. The record is from RefSeq and is a predicted model, not a curated record. The transcript has 36 exons. Gene Ontology annotation, biological process: regulation of protein localization; microtubule-based movement. The coding region runs from base 23 to 5590 and encodes 1855 amino acids. Gene Ontology annotation, molecular function: microtubule binding; cell adhesion molecule binding; ATP binding. Gene Ontology annotation, cellular component: adherens junction. NCBI's taxonomy places the organism in Eukaryota, Metazoa, Chordata, Actinopteri, Perciformes, Serranidae.
CUUCGACCACUGUUUCUGGUCCAUGGAUGAGUCCAACGUUCCCAAAUAUGCUGGUCAAGAGGUGGUGUUCAAGUGCCUUGGAGAGGGAAUACUUGAAAAUGCAUUCCAGGGAUAUAAUGCCUGCAUAUUUGCCUAUGGACAAACAGGUUCAGGCAAGUCCUUUUCCAUGAUGGGGAAUGGGGAUCAGCCGGGUUUAAUCCCUCGACUCUGCUGCUCGCUGUUUGAGAGGGUCCACAGAGAAGAGAAUGAGGGCCAUACUUUUAAGGUGGAGGUGUCCUACAUGGAGAUCUACAACGAGAAGGUCCGUGACCUGCUCGAUCCCAAAGGGAGCCGACAGUCCCUAAAAGUUCGGGAACACAAAGUCCUGGGUCCGUACGUGGACGGUCUGUCCCAGCUGGCUGUGACCAGCUUCGAGGACAUUGAGGUGUUAAUGUCAGAGGGGAACAAAUCUCGCACCGUGGCGGCCACCAACAUGAACGAGGAGAGCAGCCGAUCACACGGCGUCUUCAGCAUCAUCGUCACACAAACGCUGUAUGAUCUCCAGUCCGGGAAUUCAGGGGAGAAAGUGAGCAAGAUGAGUCUGGUUGACCUGGCAGGCAGCGAGCGCGUGUCCAAGACUGGAGCGGCUGGAGAGAGACUCAAAGAGGGCAGCAACAUCAACAAGUCUCUGACCACGUUGGGCUGUGUGAUUUCUGCUCUGGCUGACCAGUCGGCAGGAAAGGGGAAGGCCAAGUUUGUUCCGUACAGAGACUCAGUCCUCACCUGGCUACUGAAGGAUAACCUCGGAGGGAACAGCAAGACGGCCAUGAUCGCCACCGUGAGUCCAGCAGCUGAUAACUACGAGGAGACUCUGUCCACACUGCGCUACGCCGACAGAGCCAAGAGGAUCGUCAACCACGCCGUGGUCAACGAAGACCCCAACGCUCGCAUCAUCAGAGAGCUCAGGGAGGAGGUGGAGAAGCUCCGAGUCCAGCUCUCUCAGGCCGAGUCUCUGAAGGCUCCUGAGCUGAAGGAGAAGCUGCAGGAGUCUGAGAAACUCAUCCAGGAGAUGACCGUCACCUGGGAGGAGAAACUGAGGAAGACGGAGGAGAUCGCCACUGAGCGCCAGAAGCAGCUGGAGAGCAUGGGCAUCUCUCUGGAGUCAUCAGGGAUUAAAGUGGGUGACGACAAGUGUUUCCUGGUCAACCUGAACGCUGACCCCGCCCUCAACGAGCUGCUGGUCUACUACCUGAAGGAGCACACCCGUGUGGGGGCGGACACGUCUCAAGACAUCCAGCUCUUUGGGAUCGGGAUCCAGCCGGAGCACUGCGUCCUGGAGCUGUGCCCAGACGGUGAUGUCACCCUGAUGCCAGUCGGGAACGCCAGGACCUGUGUGAACGGAACAAUGAUCGAUUCCUUGGUGCACCUGUGGCACGGAGAUCGGAUCUUAUGGGGCAAUAAUCACUUCUUCAGGAUUAAUCUGCCUCAGCGGAAGCGGCGGGACCGCUUAAAGGAUCUGGACAGAGCUUCUCCCAGAGAGAGCUUCAUGGAGGCGGACGUGGAGACGGCCAGCGAGGCGUCUUCUGAGCAGGACUACAGCUACGAGUUUGCUCAGAUGGAGGUUAUAAUGAAGACUCUGGGGAACAAUGACCCCAUGCAGAAUGUUGUCCAGGUGCUGGAGAAGCAGUACCUGGAGGAGAAGCGGACGGCUCUGGAGGAGCAGCGGGUGAUGUAUGAGCGAGAGCUGGAGUCGCUACGGCAACAGCUGUCUCCUGAAAAAACGCCACAGCACCACCGCAGCAGCAGCGAGCGCCUCACGUUCCCGACGCACACGCCCCACAGCAAGCUGCGACUGUGGACGGAGGAGCGGGAUGAGCUUUUCCGUCAGAGCCUGUCUCGACUCAGGGAGCAGGUUGUGAAAGCCAACACCUUGGUGCGAGAAGCCAACUUUUUGUCGGAGGAGAUGAACAAACUGACCGACUAUCAGGUCACGCUUCAGAUUCCUGCAGCCAACCUCAGCGCCAACCGCAAGCGUGGAGCAAUAGUGAGCGAGCCAGCCAUUCAGGUGCGGAGGAAAGGGAAGGGGACGCAGGUGUGGACCAUUGAGAAGCUGGAAAACAAACUGGUGGACAUGAGAGACCACUACAGGGACUGGAAGGAAGGCACAGAGGAGACGUAUAACAAGGCCAACAGUAAACACUGUGACCCGUUCUAUGAGGCCCAAGAGAACCACAACCUAAUUGGAGUAGCCAACAUUUUUCUGGAGUGCCUUUUCCAUGACGUCAAACUGCAAUAUGCGGUCCCCAUCAUCAGCCAGCAGGGAGAGGUGGCAGGCAGGUUGCACAUUGAGCUGAUGCGAGUGAGUGGAGCUGUACCAGAGCGGCUGUCUGGUGGAGACGACUCGUCAGAGAACUCCAGUGAGAGCAGCUGCUACGAGGUGAUGGACACCAACGGGGAGAUCGUGCACAUGGCCAAGAGGCUCACCUGCAGGGUGCGGGUCAGGGAGGCUACCGGUCUGCCACUCAACCUGUCCAACUUCGUCUUCUGCCAGUACACCUUCUGGGAGCACGGGGAGCCCACUGUGGCUCCUCCCAUGGUCAGCCCAGACAGACCCUCCCCUCGGAGCCCGGAUGCCCAGUUUACUGUCCAGUUUGAUCACUGCAAGGACUACGUUGUGCAUGUGACGGAUGACUUUGUGGAGUUUAUAUCAGACGGAGCGUUGGCCAUAGAGGUGUGGGGUCACCGCUGUGCUGGGAACGGGCGCUCACCGUGGGAGUUAGACGCACUGGAGGCCAAGACCCAGACGCUCCGAGACAGGUGGAGCGAGGUGUCUCGCAGGAUCGAACUGGUGAUCUCGAUCCAGGAGCUGAAUGAGCAGGGAGAGUACUCGUCUGUGGAGCUGCAUCCUGGAAAAGACAUCAGCACAGGAGGAGUCUUCCAACUCCGCCAGGGUCACUCCAGGAGGCUGCAGGUGUGUGUGAAGCCGGUCCAGAACUCCGGCACUCUGCCUCUGCUGGUGGAGGCGCUGCUGUCUGUCUCCAUCGGCUGUGUGUCUGCUCGCUCCACCAAGCUGCAGAGACCACUAGACAGCUACCAGAGAGAGGAGGAAGACGAUAUGGAUAGUUAUCAGGAGGAAGAUCUCAACUGUGUUCGAGAGCGCUGGUCAGACGCCCUGAUCAAACGCCGGGAGUAUCUUGAUGAACAAAUUAAGAAAAUCAUCCACAAGCAAGAGAAGUCAGAGGAGGAUAUAGAGCGUGAAGCCCGGCUGGUGGAGCAGUGGGUCGGCCUGACUGAAGAGAGGAACGCAGUGCUGGUACCUGCACCCAGCAGCGGCAUACCUGGAGCUCCUGCAGACUGGAGCCCACCUGCAGGAAUGGAAGCCCACAUCCCUGUUCUCUUCCUGGAUUUGAAUGCUGAUAAUCUGACAGUAAAUGAGCAGCUGAGCGGCCCGCACGCUGCAGGCGUUAACUCCAUCCUGCCCAAGGAGCACGGCAGCCAGUUCUUCUACCUGCCCAUCAUCAGGCACAGUGAUGAGGAGGUGUCGGCAGCGUGUUCCUGGGACUCGUCCAUCCAUGAUUCGGUGCACCUCAACCGCAUCACAUCUCCUAACGAACGCAUUUACCUGAUCAUCAAAGCCACGGUGCAGCUCAGCCACCCGGCCUGCAUGGAGCUGGUGCUGCGCAAGAGGAUCGCUGUCAACAUCUACAACAAACAGAGUUUCACUCAGAGUCUGAAGAGAAGAAUGUCCCUAAAGAAUACUCUUUAUUCCUGCGGUGUGACUUACGAGAUCGUUUCAAACAUACCAAAGGCCUCAGAGGAGCCGGAGGAGAGGGAGACUCUGGCGCUCAUGGCUGCUCGCGGAGACAGCGAGGAGACUCAGGACGGAGAAACCUACAUAGAGAAAUACACAAGGGGGGUUCUGGAGGUGGAGAACAUCCUCAGUCUGGAGAGACUACGACAGGCUGUGACAGUGAAGGAGGCGCUCAGUACGAAGGGGAGACACCUCAGAAGGAGUAUCAGCACACCAAAUUCUUCAUGUAGUAAAAUCGACCUGACAGGCUGUGAGGAUGAAGACUGUAAGGACCACUGUGAUCAUGCUGACAGCACCAGCUGUAAUCCCCUGGAGGGCUCGCUGUGUACCACUCCCAUCAAAAGCAAAGAGAAUCCAGGUUUGGUUCCAGAUAGCCCUACGUUCUUCAACUCCAGCCCCUUCAAAGUCCUCUCCCCUCAGCCACCCAAGUUCCUCAAGUCCCUGCUGCCUGUCAAAGAGGAGAACAAGGCCAAGAAAGUGCUGGAGGCGCGGCCGCUACUGGGACAAGAGCAGGACUCUGAGGACGAGGAACCCGAUCUGGGCAUGAGUCUGAAUCUGGAUCGGGGCCCUCAGGACCACAGCAGCUUCCAGCCUUACAUCCCGGAGGACUUUGCAAACUUUGAGAGCUACAACGCCACUCUGGAGACCCAGGAGGGGUUUCUGUGCUCCCGCUCAGACUUGAAGGGAAGCCGCUGUGGAGGUGGGAGCGGAGAGAGGGAGGUGCCUCGGAGCCCCACGGCCAGCAGCUGCACUAGCGGCUACUUUUCACACAGUGCCUCCAACGCUACGCUGUCUGACAUGCCUUUCAGCGCCAGCGAGAGCUCGGACCACCUCAGCUGCACCUCCAGAGACCCCAGUGACCCUGCUGGAAGAGGCUGCACUCAAACCAAAAGUGUUUCUGCAGGGAGGGACAGCCAGCAGCCUCCUCUCUCAGCAGGAGGAGCUCAGGAGCUAAUCCCCCCCGCCUCCUCGCCUGUCAGCAUCCCAAACUGCAGAGACAAGCAGCAAACAUUCCCUCUGCCUCAAAACUGUGUCCUCAGUGCCAGCCAGGAGUUCACUGACUUUAAAGGGGCUGAUGACAGUAUUGGAGACAGUGAUUUAGCACAUUUUACAGAAGGAUGGGAGCAGGAAGCUUUGGAUAAAGACACAUGUGACACUAACAAUCAACACUCCUCUGCUGCCUCAAACACAUCUGCUGCAGAAGACUCUUCAUCUGCUGCAUGCAAAUGUCCAAAUACUCCAGGCUCUGUUGGGGUAGCUGUGUCCUGCCUUCACACAGCUGCAGUUUGCACUUCAGGCAGAGCCCCAGUAUCGCUGCCUGACAAAACUCCACCUCCAGCAUCCCCAUCUCCAUCCCCAGCCACACCUUUAUAUACAGUCCCCUCCACUGCCCCGACCCCGCGAGCUGGAGGAGAACCUCCCAUCCAGGAGCCGGCUCAGGGAGACCUGCCCCACGGGAGUCCCUGUCCCAGCCCCAACCCCAGCAGCGCUGAGCCGUCUGGAGACUCCAGCGGAGAUGAGAGCACUCCUGUAGCCCAGCUCCCGGACUGGAUGGCCCCGGGGGAGCAGGUCUGGGUCGGGAAGAGGAGAGGAACGGUCCACUAUGUUGGAGGGGUGGAGUUCGCUAAGGGCAUCUGGAUUGGUGUGAAGCUCGACAUGGCAGUGGGGAAGCACAACGGGACCGUCCAGGGCAGGGUGUACUUCCGCUGCCCUCCAGGUCACGGUGUGUUUGUGAAGCCGUCUCGUCUCACCAGAGGACCACCCUCCAUGGACACAGAACCCCAGACCCUGAUCAGAUAGGACCCAAAGAAGGACCAGCUUUCUAAGGACCAGCAGGGCCCCACAGGGGGUCCUCAGAUCCAGUGCCUCUGGGUGAACCGCGGGCUGGUUUCAGCGCGUGUUUUCUGUCGGUGUGUCUGCUUUACUUAAGCAUAUCUGACCUGUGCAUUUAAUGAAGGUAUAUCCUAAUUACUGUUCACUGAAAAUUCACUAUGCACAUAUCUGAGUUUUCUAUAUGGUGAUAUUUUUGAUAGAGAACUUCACUUUUAACUGGGAGUCCAUAUUGAAAUAUUACCCGCAUACAUUUUCUUACAUUGGUUUCUGAACAUUAUAUAUGAUAUUUUUGUAAGACAAUGCAUCCUCCCUGAGGCUCAUAGUGGAGUUAUCUGGGAUAUGAAGAUUAAGAAUGUACUACUGUUAUUAAACAUUGAUAUCUGCAUCAAUAUGAUCUGUCAGGGGUAACCAAAGAACUACGGUUCCAUAUCUGCUGUUAUGAUGUUAUUUUUUUAAUGUAUGUGGAGGUAAACACUAUAUAUCUAUGUGUCCAAGUAAAGCUUAGUGCCAUAUCUCUAGGAGUAAUGCCACAUACCCUGAACAGAGGACAAACCUGCUAAACCUGAGUUGCUUUCAGUGUUUGACUGCAGUUAUCAUGUUAAAUUAUCCUGUUGAAGUACUGUAACACUGUGGAGGAAAUAAUCCCCAUCCAGCAUGAGACUGUUGCUGUUUGAAAGCUUGCACUGGAAAGGAUUCUUGGAGAGUUCGCCGACUGUCUUCCAUAUUGGACUGAUGAGAUAUUUUUUAACUGAAGUGACUGAGAAACCAUCACUUUAAUCUGGGGAACAAAGCAGCUGGGCUUUGUCCAAGGCCUGGAUGUACUGAUGCCUUAAUGCCCUGUUCCCAUAAAGGCCGGCACAUAAAGCCCCGACCACUCAAUGAACUGGAGAACAAGUUCAAAGAGUUUCAAACUAACUAUAUGGACCUGAAACCUGUGUGUGUGUGUGUGUAUGUACAUCAUGAUGCCCAGAUGCAUUCAAAAUGCCACCUAGCCUCUGAAUACCUUUUUUAACUGAUUGUCCAUCUGCAUUUUAUAUUUUAACUGACUGGUAUAUCACUACAUGUUAAAAGGUACUCAAUAAUGCAUUUUUUUUUCACAUGGAGGAUUGGAUGGAUGGCAAGAAGACGGCACAAAAGUAGUUUAGUCCUGAAGAAGAGCUGUCCUUACGUCUUUAUGGAAGUGGUGAACUGUGGAACUGACUAGAUAUAGUUAUAUAUCCAAGCUGUAAUUUCAAGUAAAUGAAACAAACCCAAGACCUUACUUUAAAGAAGAGAACAAAGCUGCUCUCCCUCAUAAGGAGUUGUAAAUAGAAAUGUAUUUGAACAUAGUAUUUACACUAUUAUAAUGUACAGAAUUGUAUUUAUAAUGUAUCGCAAACUGUUUUAAUUGGUACAAAAUGUUCUAGAAUAGAACAUUUACAAUCAG